GGUUUGAGUGCUCCUUCGGGAGGGGUUCCAUCCAGUCCUGACACAGGACGGUCCUUCAUGUGAGCAUCCCACCAACCAUCUGACCCCGGAGUGAAGGUCACCAAGGCAAACCAUCCUUCUCGGCUAAGAAACAAAGGCAGUUGAGCAGGAUGAUCAGAUCUUUCUGGAACUUCUCCGGCGCGUUCUUCUUGAUGAACUUCCUGAGGAAGACCGGGUCGUUGUGCUCUAUCUGCUGGGCUUCGGUGCGCUGCUCCACCAGGAUGCCGUAGGUGUUGACGAUGAUCUCCGAGAAGGACGGAUGAAGGGAGGUCUUGUAGCCGAGCUGGCUCAGCUGCUUCAUCAGAUAAGAUUUCCUAAUUCCACUCAGCGACGCCACUUCACGCGGCGAUACAUCAGAGGAGCGGUGCUUCGGAGCUCUUUCAGUCGGACCUGCUUCUCCUGACGAACGUUAUGGCUGCAAGGCGGAUUUACCUGGUCCUCUGCUGCCUGUUACUGGCACACUGCUCCCUCCAGCAGGCUUCCACCAGGAAGAAAAACAGCAAGAAAGACUCUGGCAAUAACGCUGCCAUUGAGGAGCUGAAGAAAAAGGUCGGUGAGAUAGAACAAGAGCUGACGGCGAUGAAGGAGCUGCAGGCUCUGCAAACAGUGUGCCUGAGAGGAAUGAAGAUCCUGGGCAAGUGCUUCCUGGUGGAUCCGGUGAAGAAGUCCUUCCAUGCAGCCAAUGAUGACUGUAUGGCUAAAGGAGGGAGCCUGAGCACCCCGGUUUCGGGGGAGGAAAACGACCAGCUGUACAGCUAUGUCCGCCAGAGCAUUGGCCCCGAGGAGCACAUCUGGCUGGGCAUCAACGACAUGGUGACUGAGGGCAAGUGGCUGGACCAGUCCGGCUCCGACCUGCGCUUCAAGAACUGGGAGACGGAGGUCACCACGCAGCCGGACGGAGGUCGCAGCCAGAACUGCGGCGUCCUCUCCACCACUGCGAACGGCAAGUGGUUCGACGAGAGCUGCCGAGCAGAGAAGGCCUCAGUGUGUGAGUUCAACAUCGUCUGAGAGUAGCGUCAGCUGAAGAAACACCACGUAGUGGCAGCAACACACGCACAAUAGCCUGAAAAUGAACAACUAUACCACCGCUUCUGCUAUGUUGCCUCGAGUAAUCUGCCCUGUGCCUGUUCUUUGAAUCAAUAAAUCUCACAGAGUGUGACAUCAUUGGAAUGGAAAGCAGUG
Molecule: messenger RNA, 1221 nt
Organism: Synchiropus splendidus (mandarinfish)
Lineage: Eukaryota; Metazoa; Chordata; Actinopteri; Syngnathiformes; Callionymidae
Gene: clec3ba
Product: C-type lectin domain family 3, member Ba
Exons: 5
Coding region: 451-1047 (198 amino acids)
Molecular function (GO): signaling receptor activity
Source: RefSeq, a predicted model, not a curated record